Molecule: messenger RNA, 1116 nt
Organism: Aspergillus tanneri
Lineage: Eukaryota; Fungi; Ascomycota; Eurotiomycetes; Eurotiales; Aspergillaceae
Gene: lys1
Product: saccharopine dehydrogenase (NAD+, L-lysine-forming)
Exons: 9
Coding region: 1-1116 (371 amino acids)
Cellular component (GO): cytoplasm
Molecular function (GO): saccharopine dehydrogenase (NAD+, L-lysine-forming) activity
Source: RefSeq, a predicted model, not a curated record
AUGUCUUCCCAUAUCUGGCUUCGCGCAGAGACAAAGCCUGCUGAGGCGCGGUCUGCCCUGACACCAUCUACUACCAAGGCGCUCAUUGACGCUGGUUACAAGUUGACGGUAGAGCGCUCUACCCAACGUAUCUUUGAUGAUGAGGAAUUCGCCAAGGUCGGAGCUACCCUCGUCGAGGAAGGUUCAUGGGUGAAGGAUGCACCAAAGGAUGCCUAUAUUCUUGGUCUUAAGGAACUGCCCGAAGACGACUUCCCUCUGGAGCAUGUCCAUAUUUCCUUUGCGCACUGUUACAAGCAGCAGGGUGGUUGGGAAAAGGUACUCAGCCGGUGGCCCCGCGGAGGGGGUACUCUUUUGGACCUGGAAUUCCUCACAGAUGAAGUUGGACGAAGAGUAGCUGCCUUUGGUUAUUCGGCCGGCUAUGCAGGCUCCGCAUUGGCCGUUAAGAAUUGGGCCUGGCAAUUGACUCACCCCGAGGGAGAGCCCCUACCUGCGGAGACCCCAUAUGCUAACCAGGAUCUGUUGAUCGAGUCCGUGAAGCAGUCGCUAGAAGCUGGCAAGAAGCAGUCUGGCCGAUCGCCCAAGGUCCUAGUGAUUGGAGCUCUUGGACGUUGCGGCAAGGGCGCUGUGGAUCUUGCUAAGGAUGUCGGUAUUCCUGAGUCCGACAUCUUGCAAUGGGACCUCGAGGAGACGAAGAAGGGCGGUCCAUUCAAAGAGAUCGUCGAGGAUGCUGAUAUCUUUGUCAAUUGUAUCUACCUUUCGGCUAAGAUCCCUCCGUUCGUUAACCUGGAAACACUCUCCUCGCCCAAUCGUCGCAUUUCCGUCAUCUGCGACGUGAGCGCUGACACGACUAACCCUCACAACCCCAUCCCCGUAUACAAUAUCACCACUACUUUCGACAAGCCUACUGUGCCCGUCACCCUACCGGCAGGCUCUCAAGGCCUUCCUCUGAGCGUCAUCAGCAUUGAUCAUCUCCCGUCUCUUCUUCCCCGCGAAAGCUCUGAGAUGUUCAGCCAGGCGCUGCUCCCCAGUCUCUUGCAGCUGAAAGACCGGGCGAACGCUCGUGUCUGGAAGCAGGCGGAAGAUCUGUUCAAAGAAAAAAUUGCAACACUGCCAUGA